UCCAUCCGCACACACUCAGCAGCAUCCCUCAGUCCGUCCUCUUCUAGCCGGACAAGCGGCUUUUACGCACAGGCUGCUGACACAGCUGCCCCGCCGCAAGCAAGCAAGCAAGCCGAGGCAUGGAGCCGCAGAGAAGGAAGGGAUAAAAAAAAAAAGAAAAAGUAAUGCGAGAAAAGCAAGGACACACGCAGUGAGUGAGUGAGUGUGGAAGAAAGAAAGACGAGGUUUUGAAGGGGAUAAAGAAGAAAACGAGAGAAAAGUGAAGAGGACACUGGAGCAGCCAGGCGGAGCAUGGGCAAUUCCUCCUUUCCAGGCAUGUCCCCUCUCUCUCCGUCCAUUCUGUAGUUGCAGGUCGAGAGAAGAGAAAGGGUCCCAUGAUCUCUGCCAGCGAUGCCGAGUUCCCACGGGACUACCACACCCUGGCCGCCGGUGGCGCCCGCGGGGCCCGGCGGUUCCCCGACAACUCCAACGGGGGGUUCACGUCCUCCUCGCUGGACCGCCGCCACAACUCUGUGGCCGCCAAGAGCCUGGAGGCCCUGAACAGCAUACACAAGGCGGACAUCGAGCGGCAGCGGGAUGCUCUCGUGGACCUCCAGAAAAACAAGUACUCCAACAACAGCCCCGGCAACAUGUCACAGGGCGCCGCUGCUGCCGCCGCCGCCGCCGCUGCUGGACGACAGCAACAGCCCAACUACUGGAGUUUCAAGACUCGAACGCCACGUGUGACGCGACUCAGCCCGACAAAGCCGGCGCUAGCUGACCAGGCCAACAGGGUAUCCUUCGCAUCAGCUGAAAAUCUGGAAACCAUGUCAGAGCCUGAUAUUCCCAUCGGCUUCAACCGGAUGAAUCGGCUUCGCCAGAGCCUGCCGCUGGCCCGCUCGUCCAGCCAGGCCAAGCUGCGGGCACCAGGGAUCUUGUUCCUCCAGCUUGGGGAGGAGACCCGCCGAGUGCACCUGACCCACGAGCUGACCAGCCUGGACACUCUGAGGGCCCUCAUCGUGCACAUGUUCCCUCAGAGGCUCACCAUGGCCAUGCUUAGGUCUCCCAGCACGGCUCUGCUGAUCAAAGAUCAGACCCGUAACAUCUUCUAUGAGCUGGAGGACCCGCGGGACGUUCAGGACCGCUGCGUAAUUAAGAUCUACUGCAAAGAGCCCAUAUAUGGCACCUACCCCGGACACCACAGCGCACACAUGGCAAACGGAGAUCUGCGGAGAGAAAUGGUGUAUGCACCUCAGGACUCUCCGCCCAACCGCCGCCUCAGCAACCCGCCCAUGUCUUCCCAGCAUUCCUCCUCCUCUGCCUCACCUCCCCAAGGCUCCCCCUCCCGUGCCCGCCUCCUCUACAGCAGCGGCAGGCCUUCGUCCUACGGCGGGCCGCAGCACAACACCCACUCCCUGCCACACCCACACCCACACUCACAGUCCCACCACUCCUCUCCUCACCAGCAGCCGCAGCUCCACCAGCCCCACCACACCCAGGCGGCCUUCUGUGCCUCCUCCAGCGCCAUCCUGGAGCGCCGGGAUGUGAAGCCCGACGAUGAAGUGGGCGGGUCGAGGAGUAUGGUGCUGCUGAGGGGGGACGAUCGCGGCGGUGGCGGGAUUUACGCGGACCCUUACUCUCUGGGCCCAGAGUCAAGUCGUCUGAGUCUCGCAGGAGGUCCUCACUCCCCUCUCCCGGCCAGAGCCGACCCAUACGGCUCCUUAUACCGUCGCGGAGGAGGAGGAGGUGGAGGAGCUGGAUCAGUGCGCUCCCUCACUUCCUAUUCAGCAGCUGCUUUACAAGGGGAGCUCAUGGAAAGUGGCGCCCUCUACAGGCCAGGGGGACCACUAUACAACGAUGCUUAUGCUGCAUCUGUGUUGGCCAUGGGGUUGCGGGUGCCACCACCUUCCUCCCCACAGAAGAUACCAGACGUGAGGGAUUCUUAUGCAGGCACCUUACCCGGACGUGGCUCCCCCGGCAGGCAGAAUUUGCGGAGGGACUCUGUGACUUCCUCCGUGUUUGGAGACAGUCCUAAGGCUCGGGGCCCGGGUCCAGGGAUGGGUUUCACCUCAGAGCAGCUCUGUUUGAUGGCUGGUCCUGGUGGGGAGGGCUCACCUCUGCUGGGGAAUGAGACAGAGACCAGGGAGCGUAUGGAGGCAAUGGAGAAGCAGAUAGCCAGCCUGACCGGACUUCUGCAGAGAGUCUUGAGCAGAGCGCCCGAGGCAGAAAGCCCGGAGAAGAUUGAGACAGCCAGUGACUGCUCAGGAACUGACACUGGACGAACUAAAAAAAAGAAAGCUUUGACACCUUCUGCUCCCUUGGCCCUAAUGCCACCUCCGCCCUCGGGGGCCAACCAGCCUGUGAUGGUGUCCCGUCUCCAGAUGCAACUCCAUCUGCAGGGCCUGCAGCAGAAUACCAACGCGCUGCGCAAGCAGCUGUCGCAGCUGCGCAACAUGCAGCUGGAGAACCAGGACUCCGUCCUGUCCCUGCUGAGGCAGACCGAGUCGGAGCUGAGCCUCAUGAUGCUCGACGCCACGCGCACCCAGGAGGACCCGCUCCAGAGGCAGCGCCUCCUAGUGGAGGAGGAGAGACUCAAGUACCUCAACCAGGAGGAGCUGCUCAUCCAGCAGCUGCAUGACCUGGAGAAAUCGGUGGAGGAGCUGCAGAGGAAUUCGUCCGUCAACCACGGCCUGGUGACGGAGCAGGACGUGGAGCAGAAGAGCAAAGAACUGAGGAUGCUGGGAGAGACGCUGACUGAGCUCAAAAACCAGUUCCCCAGCCUGCAGAGUAAGAUGCGAGUGGUGCUGAGGGUGGAGGUGGAAGCGGUGAAGUUCCUGAAAGAGGAGCCUCAUCGCCUGGACGCCCUGCUGAAGCGCUGCAACACCAUGACCGACGCGCUCAGCAUGCUGCGCAGUGUUUUGUAUCCCUCCUAUAUGUACAGACAAGUCACAGAGGGCAUGUGGAAAGGCCCUGAAGAUCUUUCCAGCCAAACACAGAGGAAAGCGGAGGACGCGACUCGCAGCUCGGAGCUGGACAUCCUGAACAGUCCUCCCCUCAGCCUCUCUGACCUGAGCACCAGCGCUGGCCUGGCCAACUGGAUGCCAGUGUCCAGCGGCAAUGCGGAUGCCACGGGCCCCGAGCAGGACAUCCAACCUUCACUGACCUUCAGAAGUCGGGUUCUCGAUGAGCUGCCAAGCCGGCGUCCUGCUGAUAAGUCUGUGUCAGCUGAAGUCAGACUGGCGGCAGAGCGUGACUGGGAGGAGAAGCGUGCCAGCUUGACCCAGUUUAGCGCCCAGGACAUCAAUCGCCUGCUGGAAGAGACCCAGGCUGAGCUCAUGAAGGCCAUCCCAGACCUCGACUUUGCUGCCAAGCACAUCAACAAGCCCGCAGUGCCCCCCAAGCCCCAGAUCACCAUCCCGGUAGCUUCCACCACAGCCGCCACUCCUGCAGUCAGUACCACUAAUAGCACCGGGACCACGGCCACCACAACCUCAACCCCCGCACCCAGCGGGGACCAGCAGCCUGGUAAAGUGCAGCUGGCGGCGCAGAAGCUCAACAGCCUGGAGGGGGGCGGCUCACAGCGAGGGUCAGUCGACCUCAGUGUGGCCAGGUACCGCACAGAGAAACCGUCCAAGUCCCCGCCACCGCCUCCGCCGCGGCGAAGCUUCCCGUCGGCACACGGUCUCACCACCAACCGCACCGGAGAAGUCAUCGUCACCACCAAGAAUUUGAAGAUGGAGGAAGAUGUUGAAAUACCCAAGACACUUGUGAAGCUGAGGCGGACUCCCUGUGACACACCGCGUCCUGCCUCGACACCACCUGUGAUCGCUGCGUCUGCGAUUCAGGACGAGGACGAGGAGGAGAAGAUCAUCGCCGAGCUGGAGGUGUUUCAGAGAAUGCCUGUAAAAGAGUGUAACAGUAAACCAUACAGCAUCCCACCAAAGACCAUCCUCACCUCUCCCCACACCAGAAAGAAUAGCAGUAACUCUCCAGGGCCAACGAAGGGUCCCACCGUCGCGGCCCGCCUCAAACACCUUCAGCAAGGCAGCCUGGAGAGGCCCAAGACCCGCAAGCAGAAAGAGGAUUUCCCCAAAGUCCAGGGCCAGCAGCAGGUAUUCCACUUCUAAAACCUCCAACCGCUGACUGCUCCGCCUGCCUCUCUUCUCUGCUGUCACUUCAAAAAGGACGUUUUCUCCCCCCUGCAACUUCUGCGAGAUAAAGAAAAACUGUAUAGGCCCCACCAGCAGACAAUAUGAGAUCACACAAAAAAAACUUGUCUGCAGAAACCUCGAUUUCUACCACUUCUUGAUGUGUGUUUUGACAUUUGAGUUAUUGGACUAGCUCAAGUUUGUUCUUUUGUUUUUGUUUUAAGAGUGUGUCGUUGUUUUUAUUCCCUCGCGGUGCUUGUGACAGAUUAAAGUAGCUUUAUUAUCGACUCGAACACGUCAUUACCUCCAUGUUGUAACUAACUCUUAACGAUGCCACGGAGCGAUUUCAUCUCUCGAGGUCAAACGUGACGAUAGCAGAAUUUCACCGUAUUCUUGUUUUGCUCCUCUCCCGUUAUCUCUUACUCUGUUCUUCCAGUAACGACCACAUGCUGCUCUUUCUUUCUUUUUCUUUGUGUGUGUGUGUGUGUGUGUGUGUGUGUGAGUGAGUGAGUGUGUCACCUAUCCUUUAAACCUGAAGGUUAAAGAGCAGAAAUGGCCGGCAGCAGGAUUUAUGCAAAGUGAUGAGAGGGAAAGCACAAGGUGCAAAGUUACCUCGAAAAGCUGCUUCUGGAGCUUUGUUAACGACUGAGUGAGGCAGUAGUAAGCACAGAGAAGAAGACGCGAGGUAACGCUUUACAUUACAUGGUCAUAGUGUGCUCAUUUAUGUUAUUUGUUAUUCAGGUCAUUUUAAUGUAUAAUUGCUCAUGAAAACCAAGCAAUAACGCUGUGAUUAAUACAAAAAAUAACAUGGUUUUACCAUAAAGUUAUUCCAAAAACACGAUUACCAUAUUGUUCCUAUACGGUAUUUCAAAGCUGUAAAGCUCAACGCACGCGGAAAACCAGAUUGUAUUAAUCUAAAUUAUCCGCGACUUAAAUGAACUUGGCGAAGGCCUCGGUGUAAAGUGCUGCCCAAUCAGAUGUGAGCGCGUUUAAUGCACAUGCUCAUUACUCCAGAUUAAGAGGCUGCCGUUAAUUCAGUGGAGUAGAAGGUGAAACGAAGAGCUUUAGGCCGACGAACUCUGAAGCAUAAGUGGCUUAAAUGUGAGGCUCCGGUCGUCUUAUCUGCUCCUGCAGACUCUCCUCGACCUGCUGAGUGGAGCUGCACGUGGCACAUUCCUGCCUGAGAAGAAGAAACAAAAAGAAAGCUGAUCAUUUUCUCAAUAACGAGUAGUUAGAUUUUAUUCUUUCCCCGUUUACAUCCUAUCCUCCUGGACCUUCACAUGUCUCAGAGAAGACAGUGUCUUUGACUGAGUGUCCUUCCCUCCACAAGGAGAGGACAGCGAUUAGUAUUCACGAGUGGACGAGUGUCAUGUCAGCCCUUUUUUUUGCACCUCAUUUCCUUUAUUGCCUUUUUAAUAAUUCAUCAUUUUAGGAGUGGAAAAGCGGUUGGAUGUAUAUUUGUUUAUUUUUUGGUAUCGAGGAGUGAUAGAAUGAGUGUCUGGAGAUAAUGUGACUGAAAAUGGUGCUAUUAUGAAACAAAACAACACCUGUUCUUCCAUGUCCUUACACGAUACAGUGAAGCCUUGGAAUGAGAAUUAUCUGACAUCUUAUUUAAUUCAUCUUAUUUUGCAAUUAUCCUUACUGCUGUGGGCUCAUGAGCAACUUUACUUUUUAAAAAUAAUCAACAUGUCGCGUGUGCGUGUGUCAAGACACCUUUUCUUUCUUUGGUGGCAAAGUUGUUGCUUUGCUGUUCGAUACUAAGUCGAUAAACCUUAAAUGAACUUCUGUGA
Solea senegalensis (Senegalese sole) is the source of this 5917-nucleotide messenger RNA. Its product is annotated as SRC kinase signaling inhibitor 1-like. Lineage: Eukaryota; Metazoa; Chordata; Actinopteri; Pleuronectiformes; Soleidae. Gene Ontology annotation, cellular component: actin cytoskeleton; postsynaptic density; cytoplasm. The transcript has 20 exons. The coding region runs from base 375 to 4106 and encodes 1243 amino acids. The record is from RefSeq and is a predicted model, not a curated record. Gene Ontology annotation, biological process: regulation of dendritic spine morphogenesis.